Messenger RNA from Petromyzon marinus (sea lamprey), 2831 nucleotides. The record is from RefSeq and is a predicted model, not a curated record. NCBI's taxonomy places the organism in Eukaryota, Metazoa, Chordata, Hyperoartia, Petromyzontiformes, Petromyzontidae.
UCACGUCACCCCUCCCCUCCCUCCGGGUUGUUGUUGUUGUUGUCAGUGGGAGAGGAGGAGGGCUCGAAGCUCGCUCCCAGGCGCUCUUUCAUUCCUCACCGCUUUCGCCAUCGCUAUAAAUCCCCAUUUCUUGUAUAACCAACCCUCUCAUCGUACAUUUGUUUUUUUGUUUCGCGAAAUUUGUUUUUCGGUGGGUAAAAUAAUUGAACUGUUUUAGAACAACAACAAAAAAAUCUCUUUCUGAGGGAUUUUUUGUUGUUGUUUGUUGUUGUUCCUGUGUGUUCGUGUCGAUGUAAUUCCUGUAGCGGUAAUUACAUUGAUAUAUUUUUUUAUGUCAGUUCGGUUGCGGGUGAUUAGUAGCAGUUGUUGUCGUCCUUCCUCGUCCGGGGCUUGGUGUUUAUCGCGGAGAAUCGAGACGCGGGCGCCGAGGCUGGUGACCAAAGAAAGUCCUCCAUGAGAAUGAAGUCCGAGAUUGGCAGUGCGGUGGAGUUCAUCGCGGGUUUGCUCAGGUCAGCUGGCUGCUCCCACUCACAGGUUGCGACCUUCAUUACAUCACUGGAGUCGCUGCUGGCAGAGCACUACCAGCAGCACUGGUUCCCCGAGCGGCCGUGCAAGGGCUCGGCCUACCGCUGCAUCCGCAUCAACCACAAGAUGGACCCGCUGGUGAGCCGCGCGGCGCUCUCCAUCGGCCUGAGCGCCCCCAGCCUCUUCCGGCUGCUGCCGCGGGAGCUCACGCUCUGGGUCGACCCCUACGAGGUCUCCUACCGCAUCGGCGAGGACGGCUCCAUCUGCGUCCUCUACGACGGCCGCGCCGCCACGACCGCCGGCGCCCCGUCGGAAGGGACGUCGGCGCCGCCGUACAAGGGCCCGACGAAGGCUCGCGGGGCGAAGGGCGUGCCCGGCACGCAGGCUCGGUGCGCGGCGUCGGCAAAAUCGGCCGGCUCGACGCGGGCGGCCGGCGCGGGCGGCGGCGGUGUCGGCGGCAGCUCCGGAGCGGGAGUGGCGGCUUCUACGCGGCAGGCGGCCCGCGGCGGUCACCCGCCCACCAAGUGCAAGGAGGAGGUGGCGGCGGCGGCGGCGGCGGCGGCGGCGUCGGCGGGGUCCGCGUCGCACCAGCAGAGGCCGGUGCACCUGCGCGGGGCGGAGCACUUUGUGAACGUCAUGGCGGUUUACAGCUAGCCGCCGCCGCCGCCGCCGCUACCACCGCCGUUGCUCGCCGGCCGCGCCGCACCGCACUGUAGAUUUGUUUGUUUUUGGUAGACGGCUCGUGCGAGCCGGUAGCCUAGAGGCAUUUGUCUUUUGUUGGGGGGGGGGGGGGGGGGGUCGGGGUUGGUCUUGGGAAAUAAAGGAUUUGUCAUAAAAGUACAUUUGAAAGGGACGGGGAGAUUUCUGACAAUUUUACACGUUUAGUGUUUUGUUGUUGUUUGUUGUUGAGGGAACUCUGGUCGACGAGGGUUCCGUGAGGGCAGAAUGAAAGUUUGUGCCGCAGUGUGAAUUGCCGCGACGAUUGUUUAUGGCGCGCCAAGUCCUGACGACGAGCAUUGCUCGGCCGCCUCGUUUCUUCCGUAGCACCUCGGCGAGUGCCACGUUACGGCCGCCCCCCCCGUCGACUCGGAUGUCAAAAAUCCACCCCCACAAUGCAAUUCGUAAGAUCUACAGUCACCUCGCUCCCAGGUCUCCCUCACGACGUUUUGAGCAUCGUUAACUCUCGUUGAAUGUCAUCAUCGUCGGCAUCGGCCGUGGUCGGUCCACCGCCGGACGAUCGCCACCGCUGCCACUCGCGGUCGUGCAAAGUAACCACGCAACCCGGCAGCCCCCCGGCACGCGAGCCGACGUCUGCAGUCGGGAAAGUCUCGCGGGUCUGGCCGCAGGUCAUGGGCUCUCACCACCGGCGACAUUCGUCAGUUCGGUGUCACCGUUUCUAUUUCGGCACAAACUUUAGGCCCUGUCGUCGAUCUUCGUAGAUUGAUCAGAAACUCCUCGAGUCUGCGAGUACACGUCGUCGCCGUUACAUUCGCUGUUUCCAAAUGUUGGCAGAGUCCCCGGGGCAGACGUUUGUUUUCGUUGUUGAAAGAGAGUCGGUGAAAAAGAUUUGCAUCAUCAUUAUUAUUGUUGUUUUGGCAGCUACUUUUGGUGUUUUCUCUGUCAAGUGUCUGUCGUGGCACCGCGUCACAAAUAAUCACCGAGAAAGCUGUUUAACGAGACGAGAAAAUGAUACGUGCAUUUAUUUUAAAGAAGUGACAUGAAAAGGAGACGCUGCCGUUCACGGUGAGACGGUUCCGUCUUCCGGCGGGGGGUGGGUGGCUGGGGGGGGGGGGGCGGCCUCCCGGUUUCAUCUCCUGGCGUGGCAGUCGAAGCAAUGUGGGCAAAGUUUCUCAAAUCGCCUUUUCCCCCACCGCCGCUGUCCGCCCGGCGGUAUACAUCGGUUGGCGGCGGUCCAUCGGCAGGUGGGGUAAAGUGUGGGCUCUCCCACCUCUUCCAAGGCGUCUGUUUCGGCGAGCGAAGACAUUGCAGGGAUGCACCUUUUAGCCAGGAGGAACGAUUGGCAGAAUUUGAGCGUUGGCACUCGGCAAACAAGAGAAGCUCUCGAGCCUUAAAAAAAUUGUAACAACACGAAGACUGCCUAACGCGGCGGGGGGGUAGGUUUUAGCAGAGCGAAAAAGUUCCUGUUGAAUUUGUAUUCGGUCACAAGCUCUUAAGCGUAACGUACAAGCGAGAGUAAGUGUUGUAUAGAUGAAUUAAGUUUGACUUUUGAUGAGAUUUCUAUUUUAAAAAGAAAAACAUGAGAACACUUUGCGCUUUAUACUGUAAUAAAAUUGUGACACUUAAAA